UUGCUAAGUGAAGCUGGAGGAGGCUGUGGCGAGAUGAAGACCAUCAUACUGAGCCUCUGGCUGGCCCAGUUCUGCUUGCUGCGUGUGGAGGCUGAGGACCAGGGAGCUGCAGAGAUAGACAAGAGCAAGAUUGAAGGGAAAUGGCACAUUGUUGCUCUGGCUUCAGACUCUGAAGGCUAUCUCCGUAAAAAGGAUGAGCUGAAGAUGGCAAAAGCCAAUAUCUCACUGCUGAAGAAUGGUAUUCUGAAGGUGUCCGUGGCCAUUCUCACCCCAGAGGGAUGUAAGAAAUCAGAGCGGAUCUUUAAGAAAAUGGAUGUCCCAGGUGAAUUCUACCACUCUGAGAGAGAUGACAGAACAGCGCAGGUGAUGGAAACCGACUACAAGAGCUAUGCAAUUAUAUUUGUAUCCAGAGUGAAGGAUGGGAAGACCUUGCGUAUGCUGAGGCUCUACAGCAGAACCCAGGAGGUGAGGCCCAAAAUCACAGAACUGUUCAGGAAGUUUGCCAGGGAACUGGGCUUCACUGAUGAAAUGAUCAAGAUGCUGCCCAGCCAAGAGGAAUGCGACACCGAAUAACUAUAGGAGGCACAAGGCUGGCUGACAGAUGCGCCUCUCUGAGAAAGACAAAACCCAUGCUCUGAAGCUCCAGGCUGCCUCUCUGCCAUCCAUCUUCUGGGCUCAGUGAUCAGGCUUCUGACACAUCUUCUGCUUCUCCAGUGUGUAUUCCCUUCUCUUUGAUAAAUAAAAAGAAUCAAGACCUCCCCCUC
Rhea pennata is the source of this 764-nucleotide messenger RNA. Its product is annotated as extracellular fatty acid-binding protein-like. The record is from RefSeq and is a predicted model, not a curated record. The coding region runs from base 34 to 573 and encodes 179 amino acids. NCBI's taxonomy places the organism in Eukaryota, Metazoa, Chordata, Aves, Rheiformes, Rheidae. The transcript has 7 exons. Gene Ontology annotation, molecular function: small molecule binding.